Athene cunicularia (burrowing owl) is the source of this 2006-nucleotide messenger RNA. It is a transcript of the gene MEIG1, whose product is annotated as meiosis/spermiogenesis associated 1. Lineage: Eukaryota; Metazoa; Chordata; Aves; Strigiformes; Strigidae. The record is from RefSeq and is a predicted model, not a curated record. The transcript is spliced from 4 exons. Bases 268 to 534 code for a protein of 88 amino acids. Gene Ontology annotation, cellular component: nucleus.
CGGCGGCGGCCGGUGGCGCUGUGAGGAGAGACCGCCGCCAUCGCGCUGCCGCGGCCCCUCCGCGCCGCCCGACCUGGGAAAAGUCCCCGUUUUGCGGCCCUCGCACCGAGGAAUGCUUGUGGACAAGCCAUCUGAAUUAAUGGUGACUCAGGAAGUGCCAGGAAUAUAUAGAUGUCUUAAAGAAACACAUACAUUAGAUUAAUUCAGUACAUCUAUACAGAAAUAUUUAACACUAGUAACACGAAAAAGGGUGAAGUUUCUGGAGUCAUGGCUAAAGCUGACAUCAACCCAAAAUCUAUGUAUCAUGCCAAAAAAUGGUCAGAUGAUGUAGAGAACUUAUACAGAUUUCAGCAAGCUGGAUACAGAGAUGAGAUUGAAUAUAAACAAGUAAAACAAGUUGACAUGGUAGAGUGUUGGCCAGAAACUGGAUUUGUUAAGAAACUUCAGAGAAGGGACAAUACGUUCUAUUAUUAUGAUAAGCAAAGAGAAUGUGAAGACAAAGAAGUCUAUAAAGUGAAAGUUUAUGUGUAUUAGUUUUGUUAUUGUUCUAUUUUGUUUGUACUUUUUUAUAAAUCUGUUUGUUAGAAUCUGUAAGUAAAUGAGAUUGUGUAAGCUGAUUUACCUUAAAUCCUUAAGUAUCAAUGUCAUUCUUGGUUGGAAGGGGGAAUAUAGGAGAUGUAGAGAAGGCUGGAACUAUAGACGUAAGAAUUUCAUUUUUUUUUCCUGCUAUAACCAAAAGUCUUAUUAUCCCUCAUUUUCCUAGUUACAAAACUUUUGACAUAAAGAUAAAAAGCUGGUAAAUCAGCAUCAUAUAUUUGGUUUAACUGUGUGUAAAGUCCAUUAUAAGUACAGGCAUCAGUCUUUAUUCAAAACAAUAUAAUCUUGUUGACAGUGGCUAAUUUCAGCCACCGUCUCUUGGUAUAGCUAAGGGUUAUGAGACUACAAAGGGCCAAAGUAAGGCCAAAAUACUAACUAAAGUUCCACUGGAGAAUAGCAAGAAUAACCAGCAAAGAAUUUAGUGAAGGACACAGAACAAUCAAGUAGCAAGGACCAGUGCUGAGCUGCAGAUUUAAAAACUGGUUAUUGUGAUAGAAACAGUCACAACAAAAAUGUAUUUCUGAGCACUAGGUAAGGUAACCCCAAAGUAUUUUUGUUGGGUGCAAGUAUUAAUUACUUGAGGAGGAAGUAUUAAUUGACUGGGUAGCAUGUGCCUUUUUACAGAGGGGGAAAAAGAAGGCAGUGGAUAUACAUAUGGUAGGAUCAGGCAGUAUGAAAUCCGUACUAUAAUACUUAAGGUUAGGUAACUUACACAGAUGAUACGUGGGAUUUCUGGGCAGAAUUCAUCUCGUCUAACUUCAAAUGUCACAUUGUCAACAUCUACACCUGAUCUCGUCAUGUGGACACUCUUUGUUGUGAAUAGAGAGGAGUUGGCUCUUCUGGGCACAAUUCAUUUCUUCUAAAUGUAAUAUUUAAUAUUUGCUAUGAAUGUGUUGCUGUGACAUUGGCUCUGAAGAAGCUGUCCAUAUGUGUGCUGCUCUGAGACACCUGGUAAACGUGAGGUACCAUGCUUACCUUCACUCAUUAGGGCAUUUAAUUAAAAUACUUUAAGAUGCCAAAACUCUAGGUACAUGACUGGUAGAACAGAUUAUUUUUAUGUAAACCAGUAUAUGUACUCAUGGUGGUUACAAAAAAAUGUUAUUCAUCUCUCCUGUCUCUGGACUGUUAACCAAGGGGCAGCUAAACUAAGUUUUAGGCAUGGAUUAGAAGUGGACAUUUGACCAUCUGUCUUGUGGAUAUUCUUCCUUCAUUUGAACCUAAGAAGGUGGCCAACUUAAGAGUAUGGGUGCAAUAUCCGAAAGAUCUCAUUGACAAUAGGUGAUGAUGAUCUAGUCACCUUAUUUAGACUGCUUGGAAAUUUUUAGCUUAAAUUUGCAUGAGCUCUGUUAGGGAAAUGCCUGAAAGGUACUCAGAAACAACUGUGAAGCUUUUUUAUUCCAGGAAGGUUU